ACCACGAGCUCGUUUCUCUCUUUCUUCUCGCUUUCGCCAAGAUCAAAUCAAAUCAUAUCAAGAAAAUCCAAAACACAGAGAGAGAGAGAAAGAAGAGCGAAAAUUUGCAGAGAGAGAGAUCGGCAACUACCUCUCGAGACUCUUUGAUGGCCACGAGCAAGAGCUACUUUGCCAAUCGAGCGAACUACCGCUUCUUCUCCCACGAACCGGCCCCCGCCGCCCACGGCUCGGCCGCGUUCGAGCUGGACGAGUCGGACGUCAUCUACGACUCGCCGGAGCUCCGCAGGCCCGUCCAGAGCUCCUCCUGCUCCUCCUCCCGCUCCUCCUCCAAGAAGUCAUCCGCCUCCCCCGCCUCCAAGCGCUCCGACCCCGCCGACCGAAGCGGCUCGACUUCGUCGUCGCUGCCGGUCAACAUACCGGACUGGUCGAAGAUCCUGAGGGCCGAGUACCGAGAGAACCGCCGGCGGGACAGCUUCGACGACAGCUGCUACUCCGACGACGAGGACGCGUGCGGGGGAGGGGAGGACGGCGCGCGGGUGCCGCCGCACGAGUUCCUGGCGAGGCAGAUGGCGAGGACGAGGAUCGCGCCGUCGGUGCACGAAGGGAUCGGGAGGACUCUGAAGGGGAGGGAUCUGAGCAGGGUCCGAAACGCAAUUUGGGAGAAGACGGGGUUCGAGGACUGAGAAGAUGGGCGAGACGUCAGGGGAGGGUGCGGGGGGCGCGAGCUGCAAGCUUUCGUCGCUGUUUCUGAGUAACUGCGGAGGAAUUUUAUUACAGAAUAUUCGUUUUUAGGUAAAAUGAAAAAUUCUAAUCAAAUCGGAUGGCCCCACAUUCUUUUUUUGUGUGUGUGUGUGUGUGGGGUCUUUCUCGAUGACUUCUUUGAGGGGGGUUUACUACUUUUAACCCCAAAUUUUGUUUUUGUUUUUUGGGUAGUCUUGACUCUUGACUCUUGAGGUGGCUUUUUCUUAUUGGAAUGGAAUUUCUAUGUGGUUUUCCCUCUCGUCCAUCGCCCCGCAUUGAUUGAUGUUGUUCUUCUUU
Rhodamnia argentea is the source of this 1038-nucleotide messenger RNA. RefSeq lists its product as uncharacterized. The record is from RefSeq and is a predicted model, not a curated record. Lineage: Eukaryota; Viridiplantae; Streptophyta; Magnoliopsida; Myrtales; Myrtaceae. The transcript has a single exon. Bases 147 to 683 code for a protein of 178 amino acids.